AUGGAGAGUCCUACCUUAACUGACGAAGCGACCUCGGCCAUGGAACUUGCGUGUAAUUUACCGGCGCUGGUGGCGCAACUUAAGGCUCUUCGUCAAGAUAUGAAGCGUAAGUCUAAGCUUUACAAUGCGUUCUUGCGAGGGAAUGAGUCGAUUUUCUCGCCGUCUUCAAUGUCGUUAAAAGAAAACCACAGUGGCAUGCACGAGACCUUGUUCUCUUCCUACACUGAUUCACAGCUGGAUCCACGGGCUAGUCAAAUUUCGCUUGAAGCCUUGUCUGCUCUGGAUGAUGCCAACUAUUCAAAUACACUGGUCAGUCGUCGGUCAUCUAUUAUGAGACAGCAGCAACAUAGGUCGUCCUUACGAUCGCGGCUGCAAACACGAACACAUUCGAUGCCGCAUAUGUCAAUGGGACGCAUUUGGACGGACAAUUACUCGGUUAUGUGGUGCUGCAACACGCUGACGGAAUUACGACUGGUAUUAGCAACUGCCGACUUGGUGACCAAUUGGUUGAGGACGACACAACGUCCGAUUUCUUUGGGCUUUCGGACAAAUCAAAAUAUGCAGACAUCACCUAAAGCAGCAUCUUCACCUUCUAGCGGAUUUAAUAAGAAUGGAUGGUCCAAAUUUAGUGGAUCAAAGAAGAACAAACAGUCACCACCUUCGACCAGACAUUCAGUGAGUAGAGAUUGUGAUUCUCAUUUUUUUAACAGCGAGAGCACGAGUGGUGUACAUGAAAUUUUGGAUCUUUCUGACUACGGUGACGUGACGAAUGCACCGCAACAUUUUCCAAUAUCGACCGGUACAAUGGUGCAGUCGAGUGCUAGUGACAUGACGAAAUUUACAUUGUCCGAUGAUGUUGAAAGGUGGUGCAAAGAACAAGAGGAAAUGCACUGCGACAUCAUCGUCAUACUCACUGAAACAGUCUUGCGCUGUGAAAAGCUUCAACAGGAAAAUCUUGACCAGCUUCAAAAUCUCAUGCAGCUUUCUUUGUGUAGUCCACUUUUUAGUGACAGAAGCAGUGUGACUUCUUCUGAUACUAGUUUUGAAAAGGUGAGUAAGAUGGACAGCUGUGAUGAAGCAGACGUGGAUGCAAUUUUGCUUGAUGUUUGA
This is a messenger RNA of Plasmopara halstedii, 1110 nucleotides long. RefSeq lists its product as uncharacterized. Bases 1 to 1110 code for a protein of 369 amino acids. The record is from RefSeq and is a predicted model, not a curated record. NCBI's taxonomy places the organism in Eukaryota, Oomycota, Peronosporomycetes, Peronosporales, Peronosporaceae. The transcript is spliced from 3 exons.